Kickxella alabastrina is the source of this 1419-nucleotide messenger RNA. RefSeq lists its product as uncharacterized. The transcript has a single exon. Gene Ontology annotation, biological process: SNARE complex assembly. Gene Ontology annotation, cellular component: lytic vacuole; endosome. The record is from RefSeq and is a predicted model, not a curated record. NCBI's taxonomy places the organism in Eukaryota, Fungi, Kickxellomycota, Kickxellomycetes, Kickxellales, Kickxellaceae. Gene Ontology annotation, molecular function: SNARE binding. Bases 427 to 1176 code for a protein of 249 amino acids.
CUUUGCGUCUUUCGCUUAUUUUUAUUAUUUCUUGCCCCAAUUUGGCCAAUCGAAAAUGCACAAGACGCCGAUGCAGCUGCUGCCGCCCUCUUUGCCAGAGACCGGGGCCGAGACCGAGACAAAUAAGCAGGCACAGGCAGAGACGCAGAUGCAGACGCAGCCACAGACAGACGCCGGCGCACUGCCGCCGGCCAGAGCGUAUUCCCAAAAGCAGCUCAAAGAGUAAGCACCGCACAAAAUCCAUUUUUCACGUGGCGCUUGAGCCAGCCUCAGCCUCCAGUCAGCCAGCCAGACAAACAAACUCACAUUCUCGCCGAAGGCCCAUUUUUUGAGAGGCAGUGUUGUAGGAUAUGCAGCCUGGAGCGGACGCUCACCGACCGACGCGCCAGAAUCGAGUUUCUGCAAAAGGCCACCGAGGCAGCGCUGAUGCGAGCGCAGCGGGUCAGCCGGCUGCGGCAGCAGAUAGACACACAGCGCAAGCGCGUGGGUCUCCAGAAGCAGCGGCUCGAGGACAAGACCAGGCACGUCGAGCGGGCCGCGCACCUGCUCGAGAUAGCGCUCGCGCAGCACGCGCAGGCCAAGGGCGCCAUUGUAGCGGCCAGGAGGGACGCCCUGGCGGUGGCCGGCCAGGUGUCGCGCCAGGCCGUGGUCUUGCGGCAGGACCGCAUUAUCUUCGAGGACCUGCGCGCAAUGCUGGCGAGGCAGCGCGCCCUGGCGGUCGGCGACCUGGCCGAGGCGUUUCCGGUCGAGAUGGCGAUGGACGAGGCCGACUGGACAAUAUGCGGGCUGCGCGUCAGCAGCGCCGAGGGCGUCCGCGGGUGGCAGGCCAGCGAGGAGACGGCAGCGGCGCUGGGGCUGGUCACUCGGCUGCUGGACGCCCUGGCGAGGUACUUGUGUGUGCCGCUGCGCUUCCCCGUGGUGCCUCGCGGAUCGCGGUCGGCCGUGUGCUGCCUGUUCUCGGGGUCCGUCGAGUGGUGGCCGCUGUUCAUGCUGCGCGCCGCUGACCGGCCUCGCCUGCACACGGCGCUCAGGCUGCUGGCCGUCGACAUCGAGCAGCUGCUGUGCCAGCACGGCAUGGAGUCGGUCGAUCCCGAGAGAAAGAGGCGCCAACUGUCGCUGCUGCCGAACCUCACGCAGCUGCUGAUGGCCAUUGAAACAAGCUCAUUUGCCCAGUAGCAGCACUGUUUUUAUCAGCCACCCAAUGUAAUCAAUACAAAGGACGCAUACUCAGCAUCUCAGCUUGAAAGAAGAGAAAAGUUGCGCUGGGUGGCGGGGUGGGUGGCGUGAUGGUUUUUUUUGAAGAAAACGCAAGUAUCAAGUAUCAAGCAAGUAUCAAGAGUACCAUACAAUGCAAUGGUUCCAUUUUCGACCUUGAAGUUUUUUUCCACGCGCGUUUCCUGCCCCCCUUGUCUUCGCCGG